AUGGCUCUGUUGAAUUGGACCGAACUCGGAGAUCACUGCUACCGACAAGUAGCUCAAUAUGACAUGAAAUGGGAACAAGACCUCGCUAUUGAAUACUUUCACAUUGCAGCAGCCCGCUUUGGCGGCCCAGUAGCAAGAAUCAUGAAACCCAAAAGCUUAAUCAUGGGAAUUCCCAACACAAAUCAACUAUUCCGCAAAUAUCUCACAAUCCACAACUCAGCAGGUAAGCUAACAGGUAAGGUUCUAUGAGACUAUUCCAAAGAGCUUGUAAAAAUGGGGUGGACCACUGAUGAAGCUCUUGUUGUCGUUUAUAAAAACGGGGAUGUCGACAUCUACAACAUGCAUGGUGAAAAAAUUGCUUUUCCGCCUCCUUUAUUUGGAAAUCCUCCUUCAAAAGGCAAAGAAAUCGUAGACUGUGAGGUCUUUGAAAACAUGCUAAUUGUGCUUACACAAGACAACGCGUUUUACUAUGUAAGAAAUUUGCCGAAUUGUCUUAGCUUUAAGCCAGAACUGAUAGGUUUGCUGUCUAUAAGAGGGUCUCCUACAUGUUUUAAAGCAAUUCCUUCUGCUCAUUCAUAUUCUGGGAAUUUAGAUAUCUUGUGUGGGCAUCCUGAUGGUGGACUUGUGCUGUUGCAAGAGAUGAAAGAAGUGAAAGGGUUUUCUAAAAUUCCUUUUACCAAUGAAGAAAUUAAUAGGGUUGAAGAGAUAAGCUUAUCAGCCACAGGAGAAUUCUUACUCUUUUUAAUAGAGCAAGAUAUUUUUAUAAAAAUUAAUUUUUUUUAAAUUAAGUCUUUUAAUUUGUAUGGAGGAAGGGCUAGCAAUUUUAUUAGAAGGAGGAGUUGUCGUCAAGCUUAAUUCGAAUUUUUCCAAAUUUUUAGGGAGAACUGACUCAGAAAUGGUAGAGAGGGCCCGACAAGUGGUAUGGUGCGGAAAUGAAGCUGUAUGCUUGAUUUUUAAUGAGUUUGUAGGGAUAUUAGGUCCGGACAAUACCAAAGCUAGUAUGGACAUCGACCAUAUUAAAGAAGGAGUUUUUUGCAAUUCAGAGCUAGAUGGCAUGAGGGUUUUUACAACAGAAAAAUGCGAAUUUUGGGAAAAAGUUGAUCCUUCUUUACAGAUGACACUUUCAAUAGGCAGCUUUUCACCGCCAGCUUUGCUAUUAGUAGCUUAUGAAGCUUAUAUAGAAAAUUCCGCUAGUUCUGGGGAAUCUAUAACUUUUUCCCUCCAUGAAUGAUUAAAAAAACUUUGUUCGCCGACGUAUAGGGGAUAAGUUUUUUUAAUUUAUAUAUUAAUUUUAUAAGAAUGUUUUUCGAAGCUUAACAACUCAAAUUGCAAAAAUGGAGAAGGAAAAAUUAAUUUAAUUUACAAAAUUAAUGUUUUUAAAUGCUAGUUAUUUAAUUUUAGCAGAGAUUUCCGAAAUAUUUUUUAUUCAUUAAAAAAAAUUUUUGUAGAAUUUUUUCAAUAGUUUCGUUCUCAAACAGAGGGAGUAAGAAAUUUGCAAAAUAAUGAUACAUUACAGGAAGCUGUAGACCAAUUAUUAGAAUCAGCAAGUGCCGAGUUCGACGUCGAUACCCAAGAAAAACUACUAAAAGCUGCAGCCUUUGGAAAAACAUUUUUGCCGCCCGGAACUUUUGAUAGUAACAAGCUUGUCAACAUGGUUAAACAUUUAAAAGUUCUUACUCCCCCCCCCCCUCCGUGAGCGAACAAAAAAAUUUUGUUCGCUCACGGAAGGGGGUUAAUUUUUUUUUUUAAAAAAAAUUUAUAUAUAAAUUUUAUAAAAAAUAUUUUUUUCGAAAUUUAAAAAAAUCUUAAUUUGCAAAAAUUGGGAAGCAAAUAUUAAUUUAAUUUGCAAAAUUUAUAUGUUUUAAAACGCAAUUUGUUUAAAAUUAAACAGAAUUAGCUCUAGAUUUCAUUAUACUAAUUAUCACUUAUAUAUCAAAAUUUUUUUCCAUUAAAAUUUUUUCUAUUAAAAAAAUUUUUGUUCACUCACGGAGGGUGGGUUUUUGGUCAAAAAAUGGCGAUUUUUCUAAUGGUUUUGUUCGCUCACGGAGGGGGGGGGGGGAGUUAACAACCUUCGUCGAGAAUAUGUUGCAAGGCCAAUUAUACUUUUCUCCUAUAAAUGCAUUAAUUUUCCAUUCUAAAUUAUUUUUUACAAUUCCUAUGCUAAUAAUUAUACUUAUCACCAACUUAAAUACAUGCGGUCAAACGGAGAAAUGCUUAUAAAAAGGCUACUAGACUCACACCACCACUAUCUAGCUUUACAGAUUUCUAAGUUUUGGAAACUUCGCCAGGAGCACAUAUUCGUCCACUGGGCCUGUGCAAAGCUGACAGACCAAGCUUUUAGCGAUAAAGAAAUGUGCGAGCUUAUCUGCUCAAAACUUAACCUAUGUAAAUCAGUCAGCUACACAGACAUCGCAAGAAAAGCUUUAGAUUCCGGAAGAAAAGACCUUGCUAUUGAUUUACUCGAAAAUGAGCCUGCAAUCUCAAGAAAAGUGCCUUUAUUAUUACACAUGGGGGAGUAUGAUAUGGCUUUAGAUAAGGCUAUAGACAGCAGCGACCCUGAUUUAAUAUACUUAGUCAUCAUGAAAAUCCAUGAACAAGACAAAGCGGCAAGAGACGACCCUGAUUUUGUCCCUGGGGCCACUGGGUCUAUUGAAAAAGUCCUUUCGAAAAACGUCGCAAGAGAAAUGCUGCUUAGCUAUGCAAGACAAAUUGAUGAAGAUUUAUUAAAACAAGCAUUUAGGUAUCUUAAACGACCACAAGAAGCAGGGCAUUUUGCUAUUGAAAAAGCUUAUAAGUACAAUGAUCUCAGAAGAAGAUUGGAAUUGUUGAGCACUGCAAGGGAUUUGUAUGCAAAUUAUGACAGAGAUCCCUUAUACGCAGUUGCAGCUAAAGAGCAGCUGGCCUUGAUAGAAAAACAGAAAUUGCUUAUAAAGAAAACAGGGGACAGAAGUUUAGUGGAUUUAUCAGUUUGCGAUACAAUUGGAAGGCUGCUUAAGCAAGACCAGGAAACUGAAGCUGAAAAGCUAGCAAAACAGUUCCAAAUUUCAGAGAAAAAAAUGUGGUACUUAAAGCUUAUAUUUAAGCAUAAUGAAUAAAUUAAUAGCAUUUUUAUAAUAAUUAGGCACAAAUUAUAUAUAAAUAGUAUAAAAUUAAAGCAUCACAAGGAGACUGGCCAGGCGUUGAAGCCCUUUCGAAAUCCAAAAAAAAUCCUCCUAUUGGCUUCCGACCAUUUGCAAAUAUAGCAGUCCAGAGAAACCAAAACCAGUACGCUGAGCAGUUUAUUUUAAGGGUUCCUGAGGUCGACUAUCAGCUUAACAUGCUGCAGUAUAUAGGAAGUUACAUGAAAGCUGCCGAAGUCGCUGUGAAAAAUAAGCUUUUCGAUUCAUUGCCAGAAAUUGCCCAGAAAUCAAAUGACAGGGCUGUCAUGGAAUUUGUGGACUCACAGUUGGUAGGAAAAUAA
Molecule: messenger RNA, 3460 nt
Organism: Blepharisma stoltei
Lineage: Eukaryota; Ciliophora; Heterotrichea; Heterotrichida; Blepharismidae
Source: the annotation of a GenBank genome assembly